Molecule: messenger RNA, 4636 nt
Organism: Vombatus ursinus (common wombat)
Lineage: Eukaryota; Metazoa; Chordata; Mammalia; Diprotodontia; Vombatidae
Gene: SMC2
Product: structural maintenance of chromosomes 2
Exons: 25
Coding region: 315-3908 (1197 amino acids)
Biological process (GO): chromosome organization
Cellular component (GO): chromosome
Molecular function (GO): ATP hydrolysis activity; protein binding; ATP binding
Source: RefSeq, a predicted model, not a curated record
GAACUGGGCCUGACCCAUGGCGCGCCUGUUUCUAAAUUCCAGCAAAUUUCGCCAUUUAGGUUAUUUUUCUCGAGAGUUUCCACUCUCUAAGCGCAUUUGCAUCUCUAACCUUCCCCUCCUCUGUUUUCGUACAGUCCGAAUCGCGAGAAAGCGUGACGCCGAAUGUUCAGGCGGAGCCUUGGACGCCUCUGAGAAGAGUCAGUCUUUUGCCACGGGGCCUCAGCCACCGCCAAAAUUCAAAAGAAACGAACUGAUUGGUGACCCAUUUGGUCUCUUCCGGAGGUUCGCUGCCCUCUUUCAAGACAGUAGUGAAAAUGCAUAUCAAGUCCAUUAUUCUUGAGGGAUUUAAAUCCUAUGCCCAAAGGACAGAAGUCAAUGGCUUUGAUCCCCUAUUUAAUGCCAUCACAGGCUUAAAUGGUAGUGGUAAAUCUAACAUAUUGGAUUCCAUCUGCUUCUUGCUGGGUAUCUCCAACCUAUCUCAGGUUCGUGCCUCUAAUUUGCAAGAUUUGGUAUAUAAAAAUGGGCAGGCUGGGAUUACGAAAGCUACAGUGUCGAUCACUUUUGAUAAUUCUGACAAAAAACAGAGCCCUUUGGGAUUUGAGGCCCAUGAUGAAAUUACUGUUACAAGACAGGUGGUUAUUGGUGGCCGAAAUAGAUACUUAAUCAAUGGUGUAAAUGCAAAUAACACCAGAGUUCAAGAUCUCUUCUGUUCUGUUGGACUUAAUGUUAAUAACCCUCACUUUCUCAUUAUGCAGGGUCGAAUUACCAAAGUGUUGAAUAUGAAGCCUCCAGAGAUUUUAUCCAUGAUUGAAGAAGCAGCUGGAACCAGGAUGUAUGAAUGCAAAAAAAUUGCUGCCCAGAAAACCAUAGAAAAAAAGGAGGCUAAGCUGAAAGAAAUUCAGACGAUACUGACAGAAGAGAUUACUCCAACACUUCACAAAUUAAAAGAGGAAAGAUCUUCCUACUUGGAGUACCAAAAAGUAAUGCGAGAAAUAGAACAUUUGAGUCGGCUGUACAUUGCUUAUCAGUUUAUGCUAGCUGAAGAUACCAAAGUACGUUCAGCUGAUGAGUUAAAAGAAAUGCAAGCCCUAACUAUCAAACUUCAAGAAGAAGUAGCUGAGAAUGAUAAACAUAUUAAGGAACUUAGCCGUGAAAUAGAAGAGUUGGAAAAAAGAAAAGAAAAGGAAAUUGGUAAUGUCCUUCAGUCUUUGGAAGAUGUGCUUGCAGAGGCUCAGAGAGUCAAUAUGAAGUCUCAAAGUGCUCUAGAUCUCAAGAAGAAAAAUCUGGAAAGUGAAGAAAAAAAACGCAAAGAAUUAGAAAAAAGUAUGGCAGAGGAUUCUAAAACUUUGGCAGCAAAGGAAAAAGAGGUAAAGAAAAUAGCAGAUGGACUGACUUCUCUUCAAGAAGCAAGUACUGAAGAUACAGCUGCCCUGGCAGCCGCACAGCAGCAUUUCAAUGCUGUGUCUGCAGGCCUGUCCAGUAAUGAGGAUGGGGAAGAAGCAACUCUUGCUGUACAGAUGAUGAACUGCAAGAAUGACAUAAGCAAAGCUCAGACUGAAGCCAAGCAGGCUCAGAUGAAGUUGAAACACGCCCAGCAAGAACUAAAGACCAAACAAGCUGAAGUUAAAAAGAUGGAUGGUGGUUACAAAAAAGACCAAGAGGCCUUCGAAACCGUGAAGAAACUUAAAGAGAAGCUGGAAACAGAAAUGAAAAUGCUAAACUAUCAAGAAAACAAGGAGGAAUGUCUGUUGGAACAGCGUCGGCUGCUUUCUCAAGAUGUCAGCAGGCUGAAAAAAACAUGUGAAACCUUGUUUGCCAAGUUUCCCAGUCUUCGAUUUGAAUACAAGGAUCCAGAGAAGAAUUGGAAUCGAAAUCAUGUAAAAGGCCUCGUGGCUUCUCUGUUUAAUGUAAAAAACGCCUCAACAACAAAAGCUCUAGAAAUUGUGGCUGGUGGACGACUCUAUAGUGUUGUAGUAGACACAGAGAUUACAGGUAAAAAAAUACUAGAAAAAGGUGAACUAAAGCGUAGGCAUACUAUAAUCCCACUCAACAAAAUUUCAUCCAGGUGUAUUGGAAAGGAAACUCUGAAUAUAGCUAAAAAUCUGGUUGGUGCUGAUAAUGUGCAUCUGGCCCUUUCCCUGAUUGAGUAUGAACCUGAGCUUCAGAAAGCAAUGGAAUUUGUCUUUGGAACAACAUUGGUCUGUGAUACUCUCGACAAUGCUAAGAAAGUUGCUUUUGACAAAAGGAUAAUGACUAAAACAGUCACUCUGGAUGGUGAUGUGUUUGAUCCUAGUGGAACACUGAGUGGCGGUGCACGGCCCCAGACUGCAUCUGUUUUGACCCAGGCUCAAGAACUCAAAAAUAUUCAAGAGGAGCUAAAAGUCAAGGAGAGUGAACACCAAGCUAUAGAAAGGGAAUUAGCAGGUCUGAAAAACACUGCUGAAAAGUAUCGUCAACUAAAACAGCAAUGGGAAAUCAAGUCAGAGGAGACAGAAUUGUUGCACACUAAGCUUCAGCACAGUGCAUACCACAAACAGCAAGAAGAACUGGAUGCUCUCAGGAAAACAAUUGAGGAAAGUGAGGAAACCCUAAAAAAUACACAGGAUACCCAAAAAAAGGCUGAAGAAAAAUAUGCAGUAUUGGAGAAUAAAAUGAAAAAUGCAGAAGCUGAGCGAGAAAGAGAACUAAAAGAUGCCCAGAAGAAACUUGAUUGUGCUAAAAAAAAGGCAGAUGCUUCUAGCAGGAAGAUGAAAGAAAAGCAGCAGGAAGUUGAAGCUAUCAAUCUAGAGCUAGAAGAACUCAAGAGAGAGCAAGGUACCUACAAACAACAAUUUGAGGCUGUGAAUGAAGCCAUCAAAUCUUAUGAAGAACAAAUUGGUGUCAUGGCAUCUGAGGUGGCUAAGAAUAAGGAAUCAGUGAAGAAAGCCCAAGAAGAGCUGACCAAGCAAAAAGAAGUGAUUGCAACCCAAGAUAAUAUAAUUAAAGCUAAAUAUACAGAAGUGGCAAAACACAAGGAGCAAAAUAAUAAUUCCCAGCUUAAAAUUAAAGAGGUAGAUCACAAUAUCAGCAAACACAAGCAGGAGGCUGAAGAUGCGGCCUCAAAGGUAUCCAAAAUGAUGAAAAAUUACCAAUGGAUAAAUUCAGAGAAACACCUCUUUGGCCAGCCUGAUACUGCUUAUGAUUUUAAAACUAAUAAUCCAAAGGAAGCAGGUCAGAGGCUACAAAAAUUAGAAGAGAAGAAGGAGAAACUGGGAAGAAAUGUCAACAUGAGAGCUAUGAACAUGCUGACAGAGGCAGAGGAGCGGUAUAAUGACUUGAUGAAGAAGAAAAGAAUUGUAGAAAAUGACAAAUCCAAAAUUCUUGCAACCAUUGAAGACCUCGACCAGAAGAAAAACCAGGCCCUAAAAAUUGCUUGGCAAAAGGUGAACAAGGACUUUGGUUCAAUUUUCUCCACUCUCCUGCCGGGUGCUAAUGCUAUGCUUGCACCACCAGAGGGACAAACUGUUUUGGAUGGUCUGGAGUUUAAGGUUGCCUUGGGAAAUACCUGGAAAGAAAAUCUAACCGAACUUAGUGGAGGACAGAGGUCUUUGGUUGCUUUAUCUUUAAUAUUAUCCAUGCUUCUCUUCAAACCUGCUCCAAUUUAUAUCCUGGAUGAGGUCGAUGCGGCCCUUGACCUUUCUCACACCCAGAACAUUGGACAAAUGCUUCGUACUCAUUUCACACAUUCCCAGUUUGUUGUUGUGUCCCUGAAGGAUGGGAUGUUCAAUAAUGCAAAUGUUCUGUUCAAGACCAAAUUUGUGGAUGGGGUUUCUACAGUGGCCAGAUUUACUCAGUGUCAAAAUGGAAAGAACGUGUCAUCUCAGCAGAAAGGGGACAAGAUAAAAUCCAAGAGCAGGGGGCCUAAGUGAUGAAAUAUUGAUGUCUGGAAGUACAUUCAUCUGUUCCUUACUUUCUUCUGUCUUUUCAAUCUUAAUGUUAAUACCUUGGAACUUAAAGUUGAGUGUCCUGUCUGAAGUAUACUUUUGCUUGUGUGGAACCAGGGAAACCCACGUUCCAUUUCUUGUUUAUACUUUUCCUUAUUUUUAUGAUUCUUCCCUAAACAUUUGAAAAAGUGGAGUGUUCGUAGAAUCCAUCUGUGGUGCUUUUGUAUUAUAAAUAGAACUAAAUAACUUAAAUGUCAGUGUUUUAAGGCAACCCGCUUGGCUUCUGACGUGCUCAUCUGUUAAAUGAGCAGGGCACAUCUGCUACUUCAAAAGGCCAAUAACUUGUUCUUAUUCUAAUCACUUGACUUGAGUUUUGUCCUUUAAAAAAGGAAAUGUAAGUGUAUUUUUAUGUUUUGAUAUCAUGUGUACCUCUGUGAAUAUUUUCUUAGCCAGGAUUUUCUCUUUUGGGGAUACAAGAUAUGUUGAGUUUAUAGAUGCUAAAUUCAAGAGCAAACCAGAAUCAAGGAUAAAUAGAAAAUAUAGACAGUGAAAGGAAAAAAAAGCUGCUAAUGUAUGUACUGCUGUAAAGUAAUUUUUAUAAACAAGGAGAAAAGUAGAACAGAUUUCUGAAGAUUGGAAACAAAGCCUUUUUUAUUGUACAGCUAUUGUCACUUUUAAUGUUUUUUACCUUGUUAAUAAACCAAAUAUGGAAA